This is a messenger RNA of Ochotona curzoniae (black-lipped pika), 1804 nucleotides long. Its product is annotated as C->U-editing enzyme APOBEC-1-like. Gene Ontology annotation, molecular function: RNA binding; zinc ion binding; cytidine deaminase activity. Gene Ontology annotation, cellular component: cytoplasm; nucleus. Bases 253 to 948 code for a protein of 231 amino acids. The transcript has 5 exons. Gene Ontology annotation, biological process: cytidine to uridine editing. NCBI's taxonomy places the organism in Eukaryota, Metazoa, Chordata, Mammalia, Lagomorpha, Ochotonidae. The record is from RefSeq and is a predicted model, not a curated record.
GUACUGUGUUUGUAGCGGGUGAAGCUGCUGACUGCUAUACCAGCAUCCUAGAACGGCAGCAUUUCGAGUCCUGGCUUGCUCCACUUCUGAUCCACUACUCUGCUAAUGUGUCUGGGGAAACAGUAAAAAAUAUUGUUUCCAGGCCCAAAUUCCACGCACAUAGAAGACCCAGAAGAAGUUCCUGGUUCCUGGUUUCAGAUUAGCCCAGCCAUCACUGCCACAGCACUCUAAGAAGGAGCCCAGACACACAGAAUGGCUUCGGAGCAAGGUUCUUCACAAAUGGAUGCCACUUUGGGGAGGAGAAUCGAACCCCGGGACUUUGUGGAAACCUUUAAUCCCAGAGCCCUCCGUAAGGAGACCUACCUGCUCUAUGAAAUCCGGUGGACAAGCAGCAAGAUCUGGCGAAACUCCAACAGAAACACCACCCACCACGCAGAGGUUAAUUUUAUAGAGAAGCACACUUCUGAAGGACGCAUCCGCCCACGCACCAGCUGCUGCAUCACCUGGUUCUUGUCCUGGAGUCCCUGCUGGGAAUGUGCCAGGGUCAUUAAGGAAUUUCUAAGUCAACACCCAAAAGUGAAACUUGUUAUUAAUGCAGCCCGGCUCUUCCAUCACACGGAUCCCCAGAACCGGCAAGGACUCAGAGAUCUGGUUGCCAGCGGUGUCACAAUCAAGAUCAUGGGCAUGUCAGAGUACUGUUACUGCUGGGAGCAAUUCGUCAACUACCUACCAGGGGAAGAAGCUUUCUGGCCAAGGUACACACCUGAUCCCAUGAUGAUGUUUGCCCUGGAACUCCAGUGUAUAAUUCUAAAUCUCCCACCCUGCUUAAAGAUUUCAAACAGUCAUCAAAAUCAGCCUGCAUUUUUCAACCUUACUCUUCAAAAUUGCCAUUAUGAAGCCUUCUACCUUUUAGCUCUAGGACUGUUAACGGUUUUUUGUCGUAAUUGAUGAUGAAUAGAAUGAUUCUUUCUGUUCACACUAUUUCAAGAACAAACUACGUACGGAAGAAUGUAGAAAUUGGAGUUGCUGGGAUCAGUUGGUCCAAGUCUGCUGGGCUGAGCAUGCUUCUGACCCCUCCCUCUCCUGGCACAGCAAACGGAAGGACAGUCAUCGAGAAUUUGGUAUCCAAGGCCCUAUAGGUCGUUAUCUAGAAAAUGAAUGUUAACAGGAAUUCUGUUGAUGCUCCAAAUCAGGUGGGACUAGUGGAAAAUCAUGGCCUGUUAUUCAAGUGUCACAAGUCCAACACACACUCGAAGAUCUCUCUGCAAGAGCGGAUGCAGUUAAGGAAGAAAAUCUGAAGCUACAAUCAAAAUUUGUUGUUCUUCUUGGACAAUAAAUAGAAGAUUUCAUGUCAGAUUCUAGUAUACUUCAAAUAAUUGAUACAAGAAACCAAACAAAUUAAGGGAUUAAUAUCCCUUCUGUUUCAUGAUGUUGCUGACUUGUUUUUUUGUUUUUUUGUUUUUUUUUAUAAAACAUCAAUAGACUGCAAAACUUCCAGUGCUUGUUUUCACGGCUUCACUGAAUGUUUAUGAAGAUAAUGUCAGAUUUAGACAUAAUUUUCUGCUUAAGAUUCUACACGUUGUGUAUUAGUCUAUGAAAAGUGUGAAUGAAUUCUAGAGACUUUAUAACCUGACUUGCAUAGAUUAUGACACUUGAAGAUGAAUGCUUUAUUGAAUUUACCUUCGUGCAUAGGCUUAGUGCUGUCUUGUGUUAUAGGCUUGGUAAGAUACCCAAGAAAGAUGUGCCAUUUUGUGAAAAAGUGACCAAAUCAUGUGUUGAAUACACAGCUUUAUGUCCCUGUCUA